GUUCAGAGUCAGAGGAUUUGUUUAUCGGCUUGUGUUAUAAUAUUGUUCUAUUUGUCGAAAUUAAUCCAAAUCUAUCAAUAAUCUUGCAUUUACUGAAACGAAAAAUAGCCGCUGUAACACUGCGCUGAUAUCAUAAAAGACUACUUGUUAUAUCUUAGUGGUUUGAAGUGCAAUGAAGAGUUUGUAACCUACAACACAUUUGAUUACAAACAAACUAUACAAUGGGUGUAACAGUAUUACAACAGUACCCCGUCCCAGAGAACAAGACUGGUACAUAUGUGAUAGAGCUGCUAACUAAACGGAUACUGGCUCUCGGAGCAACUCAGCAGGGGCAGUUCCUGGUUGAUUGCGAGAGCUAUUUGUCACAUCCGCAAAUGGGAACAACAAAAACAGUUCACAUAUUUCACAAUUCGGAACAACCAGCAUCUGUCUUCUCAAUCCUCGAUACUGGCGCCAAGAACAUCCACGUCAUAGCUGAUGGCUUAUUUGACUUGCUGAUGAUGAAACUGUCACAGAAUUACACUUCUAAGAAACAAACGAAGAUUGAGAGUAAGGGACCGAGGUUUGAGCUCGGCGAUUUCUGCGUAAAGCUUGGUUCGGUCACAAUGAAUCAGAGUUUUAAGGGAAUUCUUGUUGAGGUGGAAUAUCGCCCAUGUGUAACAGCAAACGCCGUAUGGGGGUUACUCCGAGAAUUCCUCCAGGGUCUACUAGGACCCUCAGUGCCAGUCCAGCCACCACAGCACCUGCUAAGCCGGAUGAACGAGAUAUAUACUCCGAUAGAUACCAUCUACCAGUACUUAGAACAUUUUAGUGCUUAUAGGAAAAUUACUGGGAUGAGAAGUGCGUAGUGUAAAGGGUUUUGUUCGAGUGUGAUAGUUUUAAGUUAUGUAAUAAUAAAAUAUUUUUUACAUUA
This is a messenger RNA of Helicoverpa armigera (cotton bollworm), 913 nucleotides long. Its product is annotated as mediator of RNA polymerase II transcription subunit 20. The transcript has 4 exons. NCBI's taxonomy places the organism in Eukaryota, Metazoa, Arthropoda, Insecta, Lepidoptera, Noctuidae. Gene Ontology annotation, cellular component: mediator complex. Bases 222 to 848 code for a protein of 208 amino acids. Gene Ontology annotation, biological process: regulation of transcription by RNA polymerase II. Gene Ontology annotation, molecular function: transcription coactivator activity. The record is from RefSeq and is a predicted model, not a curated record.